Molecule: messenger RNA, 627 nt
Organism: Cryptosporidium ubiquitum
Lineage: Eukaryota; Apicomplexa; Conoidasida; Eucoccidiorida; Cryptosporidiidae
Exons: 1
Coding region: 1-627 (208 amino acids)
Source: RefSeq, a predicted model, not a curated record
AUGCAGAGUCAAACAUCAGAACUUAAACUUCAACAUCAAAGCAUUCCGAGCACUGUCUCAACAUCUAUGGAUUCCAUAGAUAUUGACUCUUUAGGUUCUCAAAAUAUUGAAUCUAAGUCUUGGUUGGAUGAUAUUUUAAAUAAGCAGGGUAUUCAGGAUAUUACUGAAAGUAUUUUAUCAUUAAUUCACAAUGAGAAUAAGUUAAUGAAUACUUUUAACAAGAACGGCUGCAUUGUUUCCACAAAGGUCUACUUGCUUAAACAGGCUGAAAAAUCUCCAUCAAUAAUUACAAUUGUUGAACUUGGAAAGAAUAUUGAAAGUCACCCAAAUGUAGUUCAUGGUGGGUUUUCUGCUACUUUAGUUGAUAAUUGUCUCGGAAUUCUUGCUACUCAGCUGUUCAAAUUCCCUGUUACAAAAACUCUUAAUCUGGCUUAUAAGAAACCAAUUCAGCCAGGCCAAACAAUCGUCAUUAUUUCUAGAGUUAAAGAUCAUGAAAAAGUAGAGGGUGAAUCGACCAUUCAGUUAGACAGAUGCACUCUAAUUUCUGAGAUUUUUAACAUGAAUCAGAAUUUACUUCUAUCAUCAGAGGCUGUUUUUGUUGAUAUCUCAGGCAGAGCCAAAAAGUGA